GGAGGACCACAAAGCAAAACAACCAUAUCAGACUUUCUAUUUAACAAUAGAUUUUCCCGUCCACUCUUUACUUACUGCAACAAACUUCACAUGAAAGACAAUAAGCUAUAGCUAGUUUAGCUAAAAAGUUAUGGAAAAUCAAGAAGACAUAAUCAGCCUUGAAAUUCUCGCCGAUCAUGAUCAUCAUGAUGUCUUCUCUAACUCUUCUUGUAAUGGCUUGAAUUCCCCUUCAAGCACCGUGACAUCGUCAUUGUCUUCAUCUUCUUCUUUUUCCCCGAGCAAUGCACCAAUUUUGGAGAAGUACCAAAGCUUGAGGAAAAUUCAGGAAGUCGUUAAAAAUAACAAAAAUGAAAAGAUGAAGAAAAAGAAGAGAAAUGGUGACGAUGAUAAACACCCAACCUAUAGAGGAGUACGUAAGAGGAGUUGGGGCAAAUGGGUGUCGGAAAUUCGAGAGCCAAAAAAGAAAUCAAGAAUAUGGUUAGGUACUUAUCCAACGGCUCGAAUGGCAGCUCGAGCACAUGAUGUUGCGGCUUUAGCCAUCAAAGGUCACACUAUUUACCUUAAUUUCCCCCAUUUAGCUGAUCAAUAUCCACGUCCAUCUUCAUCUUCUCCUAAGGAUAUCCAAGCAGCAGCUGCAAAGGCAGCUGCCAUCACAUUUUCUGGAGAAAAUGCGGAAGAAGAAGAAGAAAUUCGAGCCGAGCCCAACCAAAUUGAAUUACAAAGUUGCCAUUCAUCAACAAACUUAUUGUUGAAAGGUAACCAAGAAUCUCUAAAUGAUGACACAUUUUUUGAUUUGCCUGAUCUUUCCAUUGAUGUGGUAGAUCAAAAGAACUACUAUUGGUGCACAAUGCCCACGUGGCAGCAGCUGAUUGGAGCUGAUGCUACUGUAUAUAGGCUCGAUGAGCCAUUUUUGUGGGAGUAAUCCAAUAAAUGUUUACUAGCAUUGAGUGUAAAUUUAACUUUAGCCGUUAUAAAUAUGUGUGAAGGAGACGUAUGUCUUGAAUUCAUUUAGCCGUUAUAAAUAUGUGUGAAGGAGAAGUAUGUCUUGAAUUCAUUGGUCUGAUGUAAAUAGAGUGAGGUAAUACUUUACAUAGUCUUUUUGAGAUUUUUCUAGUAAGGCAUCAUGUGGUAUAUAUCGAAUUAUCAUAUCGAAUUAAAAUUUUUGA
This is a messenger RNA of Capsicum annuum, 1166 nucleotides long. RefSeq names its product ethylene-responsive transcription factor ERF038-like. The record is from RefSeq and is a predicted model, not a curated record. Gene Ontology annotation, biological process: regulation of DNA-templated transcription. The transcript has a single exon. Gene Ontology annotation, molecular function: DNA-binding transcription factor activity; DNA binding. The coding region runs from base 131 to 922 and encodes 263 amino acids. NCBI's taxonomy places the organism in Eukaryota, Viridiplantae, Streptophyta, Magnoliopsida, Solanales, Solanaceae.